Cariama cristata (Red-legged seriema) is the source of this 1590-nucleotide messenger RNA. RefSeq names its product BPI fold containing family B, member 4 (gene BPIFB4). Gene Ontology annotation, molecular function: lipid binding. The record is from RefSeq and is a predicted model, not a curated record. Lineage: Eukaryota; Metazoa; Chordata; Aves; Cariamiformes; Cariamidae. The coding region runs from base 1 to 1590 and encodes 529 amino acids. The transcript has 17 exons.
AUGUCCCCCACGGAGCCUGGCGAUGUUCGCUGUGCGAGGCUCUGUACGGAGCCAGGUCCUGCCAGCACCCACAGCCGAGCAGAAGACACCAUGCCAUCGGCUCUGGGCAUCGCCCUCUUGUAUGCCCUGCUCACCCCAUCAUUAAGCGAGACAAAAGAUGCCGUCCUCAGGCUCAGUAAAGGUGUUUUAAGCAAUGGCUCGCUCAGGCAAGGCAAUGCCCUCCAAGGUGCUCUCAGCGAGGUGCCGCUCGGAAGUGGACGUCCCAGCACAGAUGGAAGUGGAGACCUGUUGGGUGGCCUUGGAGGAGGUCUUCUUGGUGGUGGUGGUGGUCUGCUUGGUGGGGGUGGCCUUCUUGGCAGAGGAGGGCUGCUGGGAGACGGCGGCCUGCUCGGCAUCCUUGGGGAAGGCGGCUUGCUCAGCACCGUCCAGGGGCUCACCGGAGCCCGGGUGGUGGAGACGGCUCCGGUUUGCCGCGAAGCGGUUGCUCCUCUGAAGCUUGCUCUCUUCCCCUUGCGCAGCCUCCUGGGUUUGCUUGACAUCGCGGUGGAAGUGAACAUCACAUCAAGGGUCGGGCUCACCAUGGAUGGCACAGGCUACCCCAAACUGGUGACAGAGAGAUGCAAUACCCUCCUUGGCGGCAUUAAAGUCAGACUCCUGAGAGGCCUAGUCCCAGUUGUGGAUAAUUUAUUGGCAAGUGUCCUGAAUAGACUUCUUCCUAAUCUGCUCUGCCCUGUGGUUGACGUUGCCCUGGGACUCGUCAAUGACCAGCUGGGUCUUGUGAACUCACUGGUGCCCCUGGGUUUGCUGGGCACUAUCCAGUACACUGUGUCCAGCCUCCCGCUGGUAACCGGCCAGUUCCUUGAGGUCGACUUGAAUACUGUCGUCGGGCGAGCGGCGGGAGGCCUGGUGGACUAUCCGCUGGGAAAGCCAGAAACUGUCCCCACACCACCAUGGGUCCCCAUGCCACCCCUGCCACCGAUGGCAGACACCAGCUCCUCCCAGCUGGGCCUCUCCGUGAACUUCCUCGGCUCCGUGCUCUCGGUCCUGCAGAAGGAGGGUGCCCUGGACCUGGACAUCUCCACCGGCAUGUUUCCCGAGCUCCCACCACUAACAACAUCGACCCUUGGAGCCCUGGUUCCUGCGGUUUUCAAGGCGUACCCCGAGUCACAUGAAUUGCUGCUGAAAAUUGCAGUCCCUGAAGCACCGGUGGUGACUUUAAAGAAAAAUAAAGGUGUGAUCCAGCUCACGGCUACAGCAGAGGUGAUGGUGAUCCACCCACAUGAUGUCCAGAAGUCUCUCUGCCUUCUGAAUAUUGACACCUCCUUGCUGGCCCGGUUUUCAGUCGAGGACAACAAACUGAAGAUCAAUGUCAGCCUGGAGAAGGCUGAUCUCUCCUUGGCGUCUUCGUCCAUCGGUGGUUUUGAUGUCUCACUCCUGAAGAUGCUCGUUGGCCAGAUUUUCAACAUUGCCUUCCUACCUGCAAUGAACAGCGUGCUGGGAGCCGGGGUUCCCCUCCCCAGGCUGCUGAACAUCGACUUCACCAACGCAGACAUCGACGUCAUGGAAGAUCUCAUCGUGCUGUCGGCGUGA